Messenger RNA from Exophiala mesophila, 1402 nucleotides. RefSeq names its product agmatinase. Bases 1 to 1203 code for a protein of 400 amino acids. Gene Ontology annotation, molecular function: agmatinase activity; metal ion binding. NCBI's taxonomy places the organism in Eukaryota, Fungi, Ascomycota, Eurotiomycetes, Chaetothyriales, Herpotrichiellaceae. The transcript is spliced from 5 exons. The record is from RefSeq and is a predicted model, not a curated record.
AUGUUGUUCACUUCAGUUGCCUUACUGGCAUGUGCCAGCUGCGUUUUGUCUCAUGGAGACCAUGCUCAUGACCAGACUCCUGUUUCUGGGCCUCACAAGUCUCUCUGGUACAAUGCCUUGCCCGGAGAUGGCGGCACCCAGGCCGACUCUGUCUUCUCUGGGAUCUCCACCUUUGGUCGUCUCCCAUAUUUCCCAUGCUUGGCCAGCGACGAGGAGAAGUUUGAUAUUGCUUUCAUUGGCGCACCAUUCGACACUGGCACCUCAUACCGACCAGGAGCUCGGUUUGGCCCAAGUGGCAUCAGACAAGGUUCUCGACGUCUCAACCUUUAUGGCGGGUAUAAUGUUCCACUGGCAGAGAAUCCGUUCAACUUCUGGGGAAAAGUCAUUGAUUGCGGUGACAUUCCAGUAACCUCAUACGACAACCACUAUGCCCUUCAACAAAUCGAGGACGGCCACAAUGCUCUGUUGAUGCGAACACCAUUCACAGCUGCCAAGGAGCCUGGUAUCAGCAAGGCUGGCAAGACUUUGCCUCGAAUUAUCACUCUGGGAGGUGACCACACCAUCACCCUACCCCUGCUGCGAUCCAUCAACAAGGCCUAUGGCCCCAUCUCCGUCAUCCACUUCGACUCGCAUCUCGACACAUGGAAGCCCAAGGUGUUUGGUGGAGCCCCCAGCAAGCAAGCCAGCAUCAACCAUGGCACAUACUACUACCACGCAAGCGAAGAAGGCCUCCUUGCCAACGACAGCUCGAUCCACGCUGGUAUUCGCACCACACUGUCCGGACCCUCGGACUACGAGAACGACGGGUACUGUGGCUUCACGCGUGUGGAGGCUCGCGAGAUCGAUGAGAUUGGCACCGAGGGCAUCAUCAAGCGCAUCAAGGAUCGUGUCGGCACCAAGAACCCCGUGUACCUGUCGAUCGAUAUCGAUACCCUCGACCCCGCCUUUGCCCCAGCUACUGGAACCCCCGAGACCGGUGGCUGGAGCACCCGUGAGCUCAGGACCAUCAUCCGUGGUCUCGAGGGAAUCAAUUUUGUCGCUGCGGAUCUCGUCGAGGUCGCUCCGGCUUAUGACACCAAUGCUGAACUCACCACCAUGGCCGCCGCCGACGUCCUGUAUGAGGUCAUGAGCGUCAUGGUCAAGAAGGGUCCUCUGACCGUCAAGGCUACUAGUGCAGAGAUUGAGCCUGCUGCUGAGUUGUAGAUGCCUCAGCAUAAAAGCUCAGAGGUAAAUUGUCGGCAUGUUGAGUUGUGCAGACUGAUGGGUAGCAUGGAGAUGUCACGACGAGUCUCAUAUUUGUCACUGGACUGUGGUGUGAAAGAAUGAAGACAUGUAGCGAAAUAGCUAUGAUAGAGGGGCAGAUUGGUAGUGAUUCUAUUCAUACCACCAAAACCAACCAUUG